AUGUCCGAUUCUUCCUCGGCACGCCCAGCUGGCGCUUCUCGCUCGUCUUCCUCUGCCAUACCGCACAACGCCAAUAACGACACCAACAACGCCACCACCGUCACUUCAAACUGGGGUCGUGGCACCCCCGCUGCCUCGUCGCACCAGAGUUCCAAAAAGAAACCCACUGCUUCUCGCUCUAGAGCAGCGGCUGCAUCUGCUUCAAAACCAGCAAAGGACACACAGGGCGCCAACGCAGCCAGCACAGCCAGCACAGCCAGCACAGCCAGCAUCCCUGCCUCAUCAUCCAAAUCCACAACUUUGAUACCGCCCUCUUCCACUUUCAGAUCAGGUACACCCGCCAAGCCGACCAAGUUUCUUCCAACACAGCCGCUCCCUUACCACUCGCUCCAAAACCUCAAAGACUACUACCACGGCCUCAUCGAGAGCGGUCUCGUCAAAAAGGCUUGGCUCGACAACCCCAAGAAUGCCAUUCAGAACUAUGUUCUUCACCGCACCGGUACCUAUCCUGUCUACACGGUCGAAGAAGGGCAGGUCCAAGGUCGAAGAGAUACCAACUUUCGCUGCACGCUUUACUUUGAUCCUGAGUACGACUGGCACGUCUACGCCGAUGCAAAGUCUGCAAAGGAUUCCGAACGGCUAGCUGCUCUUCAUGCCGUCCUCUUUCUUCAAAAUAGCGGCGACAUUCUCACAAAAACGCCCACCGCCUCGGCACCCGCUCCAAUCGUUCCUCAGCAACACGGUCCACUCAUCAAACUCAGCGAUGGGUCCGAACUCACCGUUCAGCGUGCUCGCGAGUUUAUCGACUUUUACUGCAAGCGCUUCAACCUUGGCAAACCCGACAUCCGCCAGUCUACAGCUAAACCCGCCAAGCACGCCAAACCAAAGCGUGGUGGUGCUCGCAAAUCGUCGUCUUCCACCACCCCUCACCAGUCGUAUGCCUCCAUGUAUAUUGCUGGCAACGAGAUUGGCGCCGCCGUCGGAAAGAACAAGAAGCAGGCCGUUGCCAAUUGCUACCUCGAAUCCGUCUCCUACAUCGAGUCCACCGACCCUUCGCUUUGGAAAACCUUUUCACUCCUCCACAAACCUGGCAUGUCGAUCCUCAAGGCGCCUCACGUCACUUUUAGCAUGAGCGAAGAGCUCGACGACUCGGUUCAGAACAUUUACGACACCAUGAUCCGCAGCAAGAUCUACGCAAAGCGUCCUCGCACCGUCGGUGCCAACAUCCCAGGCCAAGAUCCUAACGCUACCUCGAACGACGUCAACGACCAACUUGAAAAGCAGCGUCAGAUGCGUCAGCAGCGCGCACGUCGCUUCCAUCAGCACUUUGGCGCCACCGAGGAGUCGCUUCAACGUAAAAGCGAACAGCUCCAACUCUCGCUUGCCAACUACUACUCGAGCGACGCUUUGGCCAGCAUGCGCUCGCAGCGCCUCAGUCUACCUGUCUCGCAAAAGCAAUCCGACGUCCUCGUCAAGGUGGAGCUCAACCAAGUCACCAUCUGCAUGGCCGCAACCGGUUCAGGUAAGACGACCCAGAUUCCACAGAUUCUCUUUGACGACUACAUCCUCCAAGGCAAAGGUGCCAAAUGCAAUAUUGUCUGUACCCAGCCAAGAAGGAUUGCCGCCAUCAGCGUUGCAGAACGUGUCGCCAAAGAGAGAGGCGAAAAGCUCGGUCAGACCGUCGGUUAUCAGGUCCGCUUCGAGGCCAAGCCGCCCCAACCCGACGGUUCCAUCACCUUUUGUACCACCGGUGUCUUUUUGAGACGCCUUCAGUCGGCGCUCGGCGAUGCAGAGUCGUCCAACACUUUUCUUGACUCGAUCACCCACGUCGUCAUUGAUGAGGUACACGAACGCGACGUCGAGACCGAUCUCCUCCUCGUCGUCAUCAAGCGUCUCUUGGCCGAACGUCGCAGGCUGGGCAAGAACGAGAUCAGGGUGGUGCUCAUGAGUGCCACCAUCAACCCCACCCUCUUUCAAUCCUACUUUGCCGACGCCCUAGGCAAUCCUGCUCCGGUUGUCGAGAUCCCCGGUCGAAGCUACCCGGUCGAAAAGCAUUACUUGGAAGAGACGGUACGCAAGCUCGAAUCGCUUCGUCUCACCCCACAGAUGGGUGGCUGGGUGUGGGGCGAGAAGAACGUUCGCGACUAUAUCGAGCGUGAAAUUUAUCAACGAGGUGGUUCCGUCUCGCGCAGCAUCAGCAGCAACAAUGCAAGGGGCGGCCCAAGUGGUGGAUAUGAGAAUCAUGCCAUCACCAGCACCAGCACCAACGAGCGUGUCGAUGCCAUGGCCGACCAAGUCGAUGAUCUCGAGAUCCCAUAUGCGCUUGUAGCUCUCAUCAUUGCCUAUGUGCUGUCCAUCAGCGAUGACGGCCAUGUGCUUGUCUUCUUGCCCGGUUGGGAAGAGAUCAAGGCGGUCAAUCUGAUUCUUACCGAUACUCAAUACCAUCCGCUCCUCCGCACCGACUUUAACGAUCGCGACCAGUACGAGAUCCACAUUCUUCACUCAACGGUCCCCGUUCAGGACCAGCAGGCCGUGUUCGAGCGCGUACGUCACAACGGCAUUCGGCGUGUGAUUCUGGCUACCAACAUUGCGGAAACCUCGAUCACGAUCCCCGAUGUGGUCUACGUCGUCGACACGGGCCGUGUCAAGGAGAAACGCUUCGACCCGGAACGCCACCUUUCCAGUCUCGUCUCGGCGUGGGUGGGCACAUCGAAUUUGAACCAGCGUGCCGGUCGUGCCGGUCGUCAUCGACCAGGAGAGUACUUUGGUGUGCUCAGCAAGGCUCGUUACGACCGUCUCAAGGUGAAUCAGACGGUCGAGAUGAAGCGAACCGAUCUGAGCAACGUCGUUAUGCACAUCAAGGCGCUCGACAUUCCCGGCAUGGAAGUCGAAGACGUGCUUGCAUCGGCCAUCGAACCGCCUGCGCCCGAGCGUGUGCUGGCGGCCAUGGAAAAGCUCAAGAUGGUGGGCGCGCUCGACAUGCACAAGAAUCUCACCUCUCUCGGGCGCGUGCUUCUGCAGUUGCCUGUGGAUGCACCGAUUGGCAAGAUGUGUCUCUACGGCGCGUUUUUCCGAUGUCUCGAUCCGGUGCUUUCGUUGGCAGCCAUCUUGACGAGCAGAGAUCCGUUCAUGGCGCCCAUGCACUUGAGAGAAGAGGCCGAGAUGGUCAAGGACCGAUGGUGUCCGCCCGACUUUCGAUCGGAUGCGCUGUGCGUCCUGCGCGCCUACACGCGCUGGUGGGAGCUGCAGUCGCGAGACGACUAUGUAGAAGCCAACCGUUUCUGCCAAGACAACUUUCUGAGUAAGCUCACGCUGCUCCAGAUCCAGCAGGUCAAAGAGCACCUCUUUCAAUCCAUGAAGAAGGCCGGGAUCAUCUCGGUGAUUCAGAACUCGUCGCUGGGAACCAACGCGAAUGGCAACGUGGUCAACUACCAGUCGCGCUACCGUCGACCACGCGAAACCGAUGCGGAAUUCAACACCAACGCCCAUGUCACCUCGCUGCUGGCGGCUCUUAUCGCCGUCUCUUCUCCACCGAACUUUGCCAUCCGAAACGGCAAGGCGAGCUACCGCACUUCGCAGGACAAGUCAUGUCUGAUGCAUGCGUCGUCGAUCUGUCACACCAAGUUCACCAAGCACAAGGCGUGGGAUGCGGACAACAUGGGCGAAAAGCAAAUCUUUGCCUUUAGCGAGAAAAUUCGCAACGUAUCUGGCAGUGCAGGCAACAACGCCUGCACCAUGCUCAAGGGAUGUACGCGCUUGGAUGCGCUCACGUUUAUGCUGUUCGGGGCGACCGAGGUGCGCGUCUUGGGCGAAGGUGUCGAGUGCGAUUUCUGGCUGCCGAUCACGGGCAACACCGAGUCGCUGGAUAAUCUGGAAAAGCUGAGAUCAAUCAUGGACGUCGUCAUGCUGCGCGUGUUUGAGGGGAUCGGUCAGGCGGGCAAGGGUCGAACUAGGAAAAAAGCGGAGCAAGACGAAACGGAGAACGAGAACGAGAACGAGGUGGGAGAGGAGGAUGAAGAUGACGACGAGUGGGGGGAUCGGAGUGAUCUUUCGCUUUCGGCUCAGGAGAUCGGUGAAUUUGAAUACAUGAGUCAAGGCAUCGUGCAUGUCCUGGAUGGAUAUGCACAGGAACGGGGAUGGGACUCGGGCAGUCGUGGACCGACACGUCCGGCGAGUCCGGCAUCGUUGGGUCUCGGCGCGCUCAGCUUGCAAGAGGCUUCGGCAGCCAGAGCUUCGACAGUGGGUUUCGGUGCAGGAGUGUAUGGUGCGGGAGGUAGUCGAGCAGGCUCGUCAACCAAUUUGAACUCGAGCGCGCCCAUGAGCGCGGCGACGAGCAACGGUGGGAGUCGAUGGAACAGUCGAUCGCAAACUCCAGAUGUGCAGCACCAACACUCGAUGCAUCGGACUGCUGCGCCGAGCAGUGCUGCUAGCACACUGACCAACGCGGCUCCCACUUCAAACAGCAGCACGCAAACCAAAUCGACGAGCUCAACCACACACACAAGUGCUGUGGCGUCCCAACCCGAUGUCGAGCCGCUCAAGUCGCGCCAGUCCGGAAAUCGCCAAGGCUCGAGCCGCAGCUCGAGAUCCACAACGGGUCGUGCAGGUCGACAAGCUUCAGUCAAACCUGCACGCCAACACCCUGCACUUGCCUCGACAAACAACAACGCCACCGGCUCAAGUUGA
This is a messenger RNA of Mycosarcoma maydis (corn smut), 4686 nucleotides long. RefSeq lists its product as uncharacterized. The record is from RefSeq and is a predicted model, not a curated record. Gene Ontology annotation, molecular function: RNA binding; ATP binding. NCBI's taxonomy places the organism in Eukaryota, Fungi, Basidiomycota, Ustilaginomycetes, Ustilaginales. Bases 1 to 4686 code for a protein of 1561 amino acids. Gene Ontology annotation, cellular component: intracellular anatomical structure. The transcript has a single exon.